GAUAAUGAGCUGGAAAAAAAAAAAUCUGUCAGAGUUAUCUGUCCUUGCCCAAAAAUUCUAAUGGCGCUGACUUAGCUGCAGAAUUUUUCUGUCUUCCCAGCAAUAUUUCUUAUGUUUUCCGUGUCUUUCUACCACUGUCACAUUCGAUGAUAUAUCUAUUUAGAUGUUAAGAUGGGCACUCAAGUGAUGGGUGAUCAGCACUCGAUGAUGGACGAGAAAAGAAGUGUGUUUCAGAAUCGACAGCCUAUUCCUGAGCCUUCUCCUGUUAAUUAUUAUGCAGCUUCACAACCACCUUCGCCUCGCCAGACAGAUAUUGUCCGUUUUACUGGCAUGGCAGUCGGAAUAUCAAGCCUAUUUGCUGAGAAGCUCCUUUCACAUCCCUGCAUUGUGUUGCGUCGACAGUGCCAGGUCCACUAUAAUGCAAAAUCUUACCAUUUAACUCUCACCCUGUUCCAAAUAAUUGUAAACCUGCAACAGAAACAGGGCUCUUCUGCUCUUUGGAAAGGUGUAGGCAGUAUGUUUGUGGUGAAAGGAUUACUGCUAGGGACAGAAACCAUUAUUGAUGAAACUACAUGGCUCCCAAAGGAAAUCUCGGCUCACAGUUCUUUAAAGAAAUACGUUGAACAUUUGCUUCUGAAAGGAAUUUCAUUUGCAGUCAACACACCUUUUUAUGCUGCGGUUCUUAUUGAAACUGUCCAGAGUGAUAUUGGUGGAGACAAACCAGGUUUAUUUGAUUGUGUCAAAGAAGGUGUUACACGAGUUGUUGGCAUUGGCAUGCCACAGACAACUCGGUUAUUACCAAUCUACAAACUGAUGUUACCAACAGCUACGUAUUGGCUUUUGGACUAUAUCACCACCUCUAUUGCUCAAUACACAGUUAUGUCUGCAGUACGAUCUGAGCAGCAAGAUCAGGAAAUGGAUGGUGUUAGCGUAUAUCAGACGUGUUUCCCAGAAUUAUUAGCACAGUACACUGGUGGGCUUUUGUCCAAUGCCUUACUGUUUCCCCUGGAAACUGUACUUCACCGACUUUAUCUUCAAGGAACUCGGACAAUUAUUGACAAUACAGACAAUGGGCUUGGAGUUAUCCCCAUCAAUACCAAAUAUGAAGGUGUUAUUGACUGCUUUAAAAGUAUUUUCUUUGAGGAAGGGGUGUUUGGAUUUUACAAAGGCGUUGGAGCAUUAAUUCUACAAUACGCUCUCCAUGCUUUAAUUUUGAAAGGAGCCUUCUUUCUGUUUAACACAUUCACUAAAGAUAUGACGCCACAACGGAAAGUACCAGCAUCUCAAACUCCGGCAGAAGAUUUUAAUCCAUUCCAGCCUCGUUACAAUUAACUCUGUGAUUUCCCAGAACCAAAAAA
Messenger RNA from Octopus sinensis (East Asian common octopus), 1358 nucleotides. Its product is annotated as solute carrier family 25 member 46-like. Gene Ontology annotation, cellular component: mitochondrial outer membrane. NCBI's taxonomy places the organism in Eukaryota, Metazoa, Mollusca, Cephalopoda, Octopoda, Octopodidae. Gene Ontology annotation, biological process: mitochondrial membrane fission; mitochondrial fission. The record is from RefSeq and is a predicted model, not a curated record.